UUAAGGGGGAGUUGCGGGCGGGAGGGUCUCUGGAAGGCACCAGCUGAGCCGCUGGCGUCAGCGUCGUCCUCUUCAACUGCCGUCAAAUUUUCGCCUGAGCGCUUUGUGGGAGAUGCUUCUCCCCUUCUCUAUAAAUGCCUCGCCUCCCUUCUCUCUCCCCUCAUCUAACCCUUCUUCCGUCCCCAUUCCUCCUCUGCGUCUUCUUUCUUCUUCGUCAUCUUACUCGUCUUUUGCAUUCUCCUCCUCGUGUCGCGCUGCGCCUUGCUCUGCUCCGUACCGCUGCGGGAGAUUAGGAAGAUCGAGAGCGAGUUCUGCGAUGGAGAACUCUGCGGCGGCAUCCAAUCUCCUCUUCAGGCAGCUCUUCGAGAGCGAGUCCUGCACCUACACCUACUUGCUCGCCGACGUCGGUCACCAGGACAAACCCGCUAUCUUGAUCGAUCCUGUUGACAAGAUGGUGGACCGAGACCUUAAACUUAUAAAAGAAUUAGGUUUAAAGCUGAUUUAUGCUAUGAAUACCCAUUGUCAUGCUGACCAUGUUACUGGCACCGGCUUAAUAAAGACUAAGAUGCCUGGUGUGAAAUCUAUCAUCUCCAAAGACAGCAAAGCCAGGGCUGAUAUUUUGAUUAGUGGUGGAGACAUAAUUCAAUUUGGUAAUUUGUUUCUAGAGGCUCGUGCAACUCCUGGGCAUACCUUGGGCUGUAUCACAUAUGUGACAGGGGAUGGUCCUGGUCAGCCUAAGCCUAGGAUGGCUUUUACAGGUGAUACUCUUCUAAUACGAGGCUGUGGAAGGACAGACUUUCAGGGAGGAAGCUCAAGUGAACUUUACAGGUCUGCACAUUCUCAGAUUUUCACAUUGCCAAAAGACACAUUGCUCUAUCCUGGUCACGACUACAAGGGAUUCACUGUAUCCACAGUUGGAGAAGAGAUCCUCUACAACCCUCGGUUGUCAAAGGAUGAGGAAACAUUCAAAGAGAUCAUGGCAAACUUGAACCUGGCGUACCCUAAAUUGAUGGAUAUUGCGGUCCCUGCAAAUUUGCUUUGUGGCUUGCAAGGUGCAGUGGAGAAGACGGCAUAACCAUUGUCUAUAGACCUUCAUAAACCACUUUGCUUGAUUAAUUGUGAUUGGUCUCUCUGCCUAAUGUACUAAAAGUCCGUCUUCAUUCUCACUAGUUUGAUUUCAGCUUGGAGUCUUUAAAUUGUCCAGGUCUGUUGUUUCAGUCUUUUUUUGUAUCUUAUCUCUAAUAAGUGGAGUUGCAGGAAGAGUACCUCAUUCUUCCGCUGGUUUCCAUCUGACGAGCGUUUGCAACAACUAGGCCUUGUUUCAGUUUCUUGUUUGUUUGGAAAGGGAAAUGCGUGUCUGGUUGUAUAGCAAACAUUGUCACUAUUACUGAAGAAUGUCUUGUUCUUCUGCUUUC
Nymphaea colorata (pocket water lily) is the source of this 1415-nucleotide messenger RNA. RefSeq names its product persulfide dioxygenase ETHE1 homolog, mitochondrial-like. Gene Ontology annotation, molecular function: sulfur dioxygenase activity. The record is from RefSeq and is a predicted model, not a curated record. Gene Ontology annotation, biological process: glutathione metabolic process; hydrogen sulfide metabolic process. Lineage: Eukaryota; Viridiplantae; Streptophyta; Magnoliopsida; Nymphaeales; Nymphaeaceae. Bases 113 to 1075 code for a protein of 320 amino acids. The transcript is spliced from 9 exons.